AUGUCACCUUCCACUCAACCAGUGCGGAAUAUCACGGUCAAGGUUCCGCGACACAACUCUCAGCGGAUUGGCCCAGUAGUAACGGCUCAAGUUGAGACGUUUGCUCGUGAAGGGAAAGUGCGCGUCGACGUCCGACAAACCGCGUAUGAGCCCAGCAGUGCACUAGCGCAGGCCAUUGAAAGCGCGUCCGAAUGGAACUCGCUACUCCUCACGGCCCGAGCUGAGAGAGGGCCGCAGUGGGAUAUAGGCACUCAGCAGUUCCUCGUUGAAGAGUACUCAGAGCUCUACUACGACCCCAGCCCUUUGCUCGAAUACCAAAAAGAGGGCAAGUCGCCCGCAGACGGUGACGGCGGCGCAUCGACAAGCCAGAGUGCAUCGAACGACCGGCAGAUGUCCGACCUGCCUGGCACGCCGAAAUCGCAGCCGUCUCGUACACACAAUUCUUCCAUCGCGCCACACCAUGUACCCCAGCAGUUCUUCGCGAACCAAGGCACACCCAACAUGGGCUCGCCUCGACACCCGUUCCCCCCGUCCGCGCAGGGCAUGGGCCCGCCUGGCAUGGGGCUCGGCAACAUGGGCGGCAUGGGCAUGGGCGCCGUUCCGCCUGGCCAGUUCUACGGCAACAACGCCGACUCCCCUAUGCGCAUGAACAAUGCCGGGAUGGCCCAGACUAUGGGUGGUAUGAACAUGAACAUGUCGGGCAUGGGAAUGGGCAUGGGCAUGCACGGCGGACCAGACAUGGGGAUGGGGAUGGGGAUGAACUCGCCGGAUCCAAGGCGGCGAAUGACGCGGGCGAUGAGCGGUGAGGACGGCUUUGGCCCUAUGCACGGGUAG
Messenger RNA from Fomitopsis serialis, 834 nucleotides. RefSeq lists its product as uncharacterized. The record is from RefSeq and is a predicted model, not a curated record. The coding region runs from base 1 to 834 and encodes 277 amino acids. NCBI's taxonomy places the organism in Eukaryota, Fungi, Basidiomycota, Agaricomycetes, Polyporales, Fomitopsidaceae. The transcript is spliced from 3 exons.